UAUAAAAUAAGGCUUAGUGGGCUUCUUUGGAUGUGAAUUAUGAGCCUAAAUAGAGUUUUGUAUAGCCUCCAAAACCCUCUCCUUCAUGCUCAUCGAAAGCUACUGCCGGCGCUUCAAGAUCAUAAAAACCUUCGAUUAAACACUAAUUUUCGGCUCAAGUUACCGAUCAGAGCUUUGACGGCAGCAGCAGCGGCGGCGGCGAAGGUAGAGAUGGUGAAAGCCAUAAAAGUCCAUGAGCUCGGUGGUCCUGAGGUCUUGAAGUGGGAAGAUGUGGAGAUAGGUGAACCAAAGGAGGGGGAGAUACGGGUUAAGCACAAGGCUAUUGGAGUUAACUUUAUUGACGUUUAUUUUCGCAAAGGAGUGUACAAGGCUGAUUUGCCUUUCACUCCAGGAAGGGAAGCUGUGGGAAUAGUGACUGCUGUGGGUUCUGGUUUGACUGGUCGAAAAGUUGGGGAUGUGGUUGCUUAUGCUGGAAACCCUAUGGGUUCAUAUGCAGAAGAACAAAUCCUCCCUGCUAGUGCAGCGGUGCCUGUACCUUCUUCAGUUGAUCAUAAGGUAGCUGCAUCUAUUAUGCUGAAGGGAAUGACUACUCAUAUACUACUCCGGCGGUGUUUUAAGGUAGAACGAGGACACACCAUUCUAGUUCAUGCAGCUGCUGGCGGGGUUGGAUCACUUCUUUGUCAAUGGGCUAAUGCUCUUGGUGCGACAGUGAUCGGAACCGUAUCUACAGAAGAGAAGGCUGCUCAAGCUAAGGAAGAUGGAUGCCACCAUGUAAUAAUCUACACCAAGGAAGAUUUUGUAUCUGUUGUCAACAAUAUAACCUCCGGCAAAGGGGUAAAUGUUGUCUAUGAUUCAGUUGGGAAAGAUACAUACCAGGGUUCUCUCAAAUGCUUGGCAUCUCUGGGUUACCUGGUUAGUUUUGGCCAGUCAUCAGGUCUGCCUGAACCAAUUCCACUUUCAGAUCUAGCCCCAAAAUCCCUGUUCCUCACUAGGCCAUCUCUCAUGCACUACACUGCAACCCGGGACGAGCUGCUCGAAUCAGCCGGUGAGGUCUUUUCUCUCGUUUCAUCUGGUGUGCUUAAAGUUCGUAUCAACCAUAUCUAUCCCUUGUCCGAGGCUGCUCGAGCUCAUGCCGACCUUGAGGCGAGGAAGACGUCUGGGUCUAUUGUGUUGGUUCCUGAUAAUGAGUUGUAGAACUGAAUUUGGGAGUCUUGCAGAUCAAAACUUUAGUGCUUCUCAGCUAAAUUUCUGUGAGAAUUUUAUUGUGUUGGUCUUUGAUUGUGAGUUGUAGAGCCGAGUUUGCUAACGUUGGAGAUUUGAAGCUGUUAGGUUUGUCUCAGUUGAUGGGUUAUAAAUUAUGUGAUUUUGAUAUUUGGUGGUGUCUUAGCGGGUGCUUCAUGGCUAUGAGAAAUGCUUAUAAGAAUAUUUUGCCUUUGUUAGAAUAAUGGCAAUUUUAUUGUAUGUUGUGCAUCUUUAUAAAACAAUAUUA
This is a messenger RNA of Phalaenopsis equestris, 1489 nucleotides long. RefSeq names its product quinone oxidoreductase. Lineage: Eukaryota; Viridiplantae; Streptophyta; Magnoliopsida; Asparagales; Orchidaceae. Gene Ontology annotation, molecular function: quinone reductase (NADPH) activity. Bases 40 to 1194 code for a protein of 384 amino acids. The record is from RefSeq and is a predicted model, not a curated record. Gene Ontology annotation, cellular component: cytosol; cytoplasm. The transcript has 5 exons. Gene Ontology annotation, biological process: cellular response to oxidative stress.